CAACUUUACUUCAAUGAUUGGCGUGAGCAGGAAGCGGCCUCUAGUAAGAGACCUGGUCCAAGGAGAUGACUUUCUCCUCUUCCGCACAAACUGUUGAUGACACUGAGAGAUAGUCACCUCCUCAUUGUCCGCUCAAGAGGUCCUUUCAAAACACUGGAAAGCAGCUUGAUUCUGCAGCAGCCACGGUACUUCCGUUCUCUGCUUCUCUCUGCAGACAUUCCGUUGCGGAGCAAAGACUCCCCUCCGCUUCAAUUGCCUGCUUUUCUUGGCAUUGCUUGCAGCGCCAGCAUAGGGAUUCCCAGACAGCCCCGCAAGUCGGCGGAACUUGAAGGCCGCAGAGACCGAAUUGUGUCUACCAAUAGCUUCUAAUUCAAGGUUGCACAGCAUACUCUUGCAAAGAGAAAGACACCACCUCUGAUGGCGCCAACUGUGCAAGCUCUGGCUGCUUCUGACAUCCAGGAAAGGCAGCAGGUAAGCGCCGCCAGCUUCAAGCCCUCGGUAUACGGUCCCUCCAGUGAGGACAUUGCCCGCGCACGCGCUGAGUUGGAGCGCAUCAAGAACGAGAAGGGCUGGCUGGAGCCAGACCGGGGCAAUUUGGACGCCCCGGGGAUCGACUGGCGCGAGGGCAAGCCCGACUACACGAUCGCCAAUCUGGCCUACUUCCGGGGGAAGACCAAGAACCACCCCGCCGGCUCGCUCGAGCUGGUCGUCGAGAACCUCGUCAAGACGUGGGAGAUGGAGGCGUCCCACAAGCCCUUCUCGCAGUGGGGCACGGUCGCCCACGCCAAGUACGCGGUGAGUGCCAACGGCGGCCGCGUGUUCCGCGGCGAGGAGGCCGCCUCGCGGGGCAACUACAACGUGCUCCUCUCCGCGUGCCCGCGCAAUUUAUACGACGCCGAAGCGGAGACGUUCGAGAGCAGCCACGCGCACUUCCGGGGAGCCUUCCCGGGGGGGUUCCCCUGGGAGGUUUUGGAGGUAUAUUCCGGCCCCCCGAAAGUGGCGUUCAGCUGGCGCCACUGGGCGACGUUUGCGGGCGAGUAUGAGGGGAACAAGGGAACCGGGGAGACGGUUAACAUGACCGGGUUUGCGGUGGUUACGCUGGAGGACAUGAAGGUGACCACGAUUGAGGUGUACUACGACCCGGUCAUCUUUUUGGAGGUGAUCAGGGGGAUGAAAAAGCCGGGAGAGCUGCCCCCCCACGGCGUGGCGCUCGGGGCGCCGCUCCUGAGCGAGGCCGAGGGGGGCUGCCCCUUCAUGGGGGCGGCGAGGAAGGUGGAGGUUGCGGCGUAGCGAGGGCAAGAGGGAUUUCGGCAAGCGUGACGGAAGCUGAGCUGGUUGGGUUUGCGAAAGGGCGAAGUUGUUCAUUUUUCCGAGCAGCGACCCCACCGGGCAAUUGAGCUUGAUGAUAUCGGAGCCCAAAAAACAUUCAUAAGUUCUGCUCACAGCUCAUUGCUGCGUUCAAGGCUUAUCGGUAGGGUCAGCAAGUUUCUGCGGCGUCUGGCGGUCGUACGUCGACUUUCAAAAGCCUUCAAACGUCGUUGUAGUGCAAGGAUUGCGAGCAUGCAGUAGAAUUCGACGCUGGGCCGAUCAGAGCAAAGUUUUGGACCAUUGCCGCAAAAGUCCCCACGGUACAAAAUGCGGCCGUGGAGCAUGUGAAACGAUUUGUGCGCCAUGUGAAUCCUGUGGCACUAAGUCGCUCACGUCGAUCACUGAUCCAUACACAGCUGUCGAUUGUCGGUCGGAUGACCUUAUUUCCCGU
Messenger RNA from Klebsormidium nitens, 1759 nucleotides. The record is from the annotation of a GenBank genome assembly. Lineage: Eukaryota; Viridiplantae; Streptophyta; Klebsormidiophyceae; Klebsormidiales; Klebsormidiaceae.